Molecule: messenger RNA, 3216 nt
Organism: Penicillium waksmanii
Lineage: Eukaryota; Fungi; Ascomycota; Eurotiomycetes; Eurotiales; Aspergillaceae
Product: putative potassium/sodium P-type ATPase
Exons: 5
Coding region: 1-3216 (1071 amino acids)
Biological process (GO): intracellular calcium ion homeostasis; calcium ion transmembrane transport
Cellular component (GO): plasma membrane
Molecular function (GO): ATP hydrolysis activity; ATP binding; P-type calcium transporter activity
Source: RefSeq, a predicted model, not a curated record
AUGGGCAUAGAGACAACUCCCGAUGUCGAGGAAUCGACUGAACCUCCUAUAUGUCCUUGUACGGAGCCCAUUUCACAUGAAUCACCCACAACCUUAAGCCUUAAGCCGUGCGACCCGAAAGAAAAGCCGGCAACGCCGCUGGCCACCCAUAGCUUGCCUGUCCGCUCUGAGCAGCGCACAUCGACCGAAACGACUGAAAGAACAGACGAUCGGCUCAAGAAUGCCCAUCUCUUGGAGCCUUUUCAACUCACGACCCUCCUCCAGACAGACCUACAUAAUGGACUUUCCAGCUCCGAAGCAGAAUUGCGCCUUGAGCGCGACGGUCCAAAUGCGGUCCGCGAAAUCGAGAGCAUCUCCUUCUGGGGGAUACUGCUAAGGCAGGUAUCCAACAGCUUGACGAUAGUUCUUCUGAUCACCAUGGCUCUGUCCUUUGGAAUCGAUGAUUACAUCGAAGGUGGUGUCAUAACAGCCGUGAUCCUCCUGAACAUCAUCGUUGGCUUUGUCCAAGAUUAUAAAGCCGAGAAGACGAUCCUUUCCCUCCACCGCUUGUCGGCGCCAGUUUGCAAGGUCACUCGGGAUGGGAAGGUGAUUUCUGUGAAAGCUGAAUCACUAGUUGUCGGUGAUAUAGUCCGCUUGGCGGUUGGAGAUGUCGUUCCUGCAGACUUGCGGCUAUUGGAGGGCAUGAACAUUUCGACGGACGAAGCUCUUCUCACUGGGGAGUCUCUACCCGUUCAGAAAACUCCAUACACCACACUGGUCUUACCGGAUAUACCUAUCGGAGAUAGAACCAAUAUGGCAUACUCUGGUUGUAGUACAACACAGGGUCGAGCCACCGGCAUCGUCGUUGCAAUAGGAAUGGCAACAGAAGUAGGCAAGAUUGCCCAACUGCUCCAAGAUCAGGGCAGUAUGGGGAGUAGAAGCCCACUUCGUCAAGCCUUAUACCGUGUCAAAUCCUUCAUCGCCAAGAUGCUAGGACUAGUAGGCACACCACUGCAGGUUAAGCUGAGCAAGUUCGCACUUCUUCUCUUUGCAUUAGCCAUCCUGCUUGCCAUCAUCGUUUUCUCGGUCAACUUGUGGGAUGUGCAAGGUGAGGUCUUGAUUUACGGGAUCUGCGUUGCAGUGGCUGUUAUACCAGAGUCACUCAUUGCAGUCUUGACCAUUACUAUUGCUGUGGGAACAAAGGAAAUGGCGAAAGGAAAUGUCAUAGUUCGCAAACUGCAAUGUCUCGAGGCUGUUGGUGGUGUCACCAAUAUUUGUUCCGACAAGACCGGAACUCUGACACAGGGAAAGAUGAUCGCUCGAUCGGCAUGGAUCCCAGGAGCGGGCACCUUGACUGUUCGUCAAACGACCGAUCCAUACGACCCGACCAGUGGCCUGGUUCAACUGGACGAGAUUGACUGGAAUUCAAGCCACCCUAUUGAAAAGCAUCCCGCUUUACACACCUUUCUCUCUGCUCUUUCACUCUGUAACCUCUCGGUCGUGCAGCAUGAAAAUGAUGUAUGGUCCGCAGUUGGAGAACCGACCGAAAUAGCUUUACAUGUCUUGGCUAUGCGAUUCGACUUUGCCAAAAAUACUGUGAUCCGUGGGCGGAAACUUCAGCUCCACACAGAAUAUCCAUUUGACUCCGCUAUCAAAAAGAUGACAAUUGUGUAUAGCAACGCGGAAGAUGGUUUCAAUGAGGUAUACACCAAAGGUGCACCGGAGGCUGUCAUUCCCUCCAUAUCAACUAGCGAAGGCGAAAAGCAGAUCAUCCGUGAAACCGCGGAUAGAAUGGCCGGAGAGGGACUUCGUGUUCUUUGCAUUGCCUACAAAAAGACUGCUAUCGACAAUAACGACUUCGUCUCCCCUCGGGCGUCUGCAGAGAGCGAUCUCCAAUUCGGUGGGCUAGUUGGCCUGUAUGAUCCUCCACGCGUCGAAACGGCGGCGGCGGUGCGGAAAUGCCAAAUGGCAGGGAUAACAGUGCACAUGCUGACGGGUGAUCACAUCAAGACAGCCACAGCUAUUGCUUCUGAAGUUGGCAUCCUCGACCGUGUGGUUGCUUUGGCAAAAUCAAGAAAACUAGUCAUGGCCGCGGAUGAGUUUGACAGACUUACCGACGCUGAGGUGGACGAAAUUGAGGAGCUGCCGCUUGUCAUUGCUCGUUGUAGCCCGGCCACCAAAGUGCGGAUGGUUGAUGCUAUGCAUCGCCGCCAGGCGUUUUGUGUGAUGACUGGUGACGGGGUCAAUGAUUCUCCAGCUCUCAAACGAGCAGACGUGGGCAUUGCCAUGGGUAAGAAUGGCAGUGAUGUGGCCAAGGAAGCCGCAGAUAUGGUGCUCACCGAUGACAACUUUUCUUCGAUUGUCAAAGCCGUUGAGGAAGGCCGUCGUCUAUUCGAUAAUAUUCAGAAGUUUCUCAUGCAUCUUUUGAUUUCAAAUAUCGCUCAGGUGAUCCUACUUCUCAUUGCCCUUGCAUUCAAAGAUACCGGAGGGGACUCUGUCUUCCCUCUUUCCCCACUAGAAAUUCUAUGGGCCAAUCUUGUCACCUCAUCCUUCUUAGCUGUUGGACUCGGCCUGGAAGAGGCGCAACCGGACAUCAUGUAUCGUCCGCCGCAUGACCUACGAGUCGGAGUCUUUACUCGGGAACUCAUAGUUGACAAGAUGAUAUACGGAACUUUCAUGGGCUCGCUCUGUCUGGUCGCAUUUGUUUGUGUUAUCUAUGCAGCCGGCGCAGGGACUUCCGAUUUGGGAGAUGGAUGCAACCAAGGCUACAACCCGACUUGUGACGCUGUUUUUCGAGCCCGUGCAACAACAUACGCAACUCUAACUUUUCUUCUUCUGGUAACAGCCUGGGAAGUGAAACAUUUUUCAUGGUCUUUGUUCAACAUGGACCCGGUCAGAUCUCCUAGGAAGUCCAUCCUCUCCACACUUUGGCGCAACCAAUUUCUCUUCUGGGCGGUCGUGGCUGGCUUUGUUAUUGCCUUCCCAGUUAUCUAUCUUCCAGUAGUAAACCAAGUGGUUUUCAAACACCAUUCUAUAACAUGGGAGUGGGGUGUUGUGUUUGGCUGCACAGUAACCUAUUUGGCCUGUGUCGAGAGUUGGAAGGCUGUGAAGCGGGCGUUUGGAAUCGGCAGUGGCAUGACCGCGAUCCUGACGCUGGAGGAUGCAGAAACGAGAGCUGGUCUCGGUACACUUACUCCGCUAUCUCUCAGUGCUAAUGCAAGUGUGGAGAUGAAGUGA